CAGUAGCAGACGAACUGCGAACCGAAAGUAGCAUUUAUGCGUCGGUGAACAGAACGUUUGGGAAAUGGAUGUCGGUUGUCAUUAGGUGACAUUUUUAACUGAAGUUCCUAUUAGGUUUUGGAAUCGUGACGGUUUUAUUGACUCCAAGCAACGUGUGGACAAACUUUAAAACUCAUAUAAUAUGGAUGAACUGAUUUCUAGCACCCAGAGGCUAGUUCACCUCGAUCUUAAAGGAGCCCCACCAAAACUUUCGUAUCUUGAGAAGCUUAUCCCUCUCUUCAAAGAAUGGGGCGCCACAGGAUUGCUUUUAGAAUGGGAAGACACGUUUCCAUAUCAUGGUGGAUUGACAGUCGUUGGAUCGAAGAAGCAAUCGGGUAGACCGUACAGUGAAGAAGAGAUCAAGCGCAUCUUGCAAAUGGCAAAAGAGAGCGGUCUUUGUACUAUUCCCCUGGUUCAAACUUUUGGACAUUUAGAGUAUCUGUUGAAGCAUGAGGAAUGGCAAUGCUUGAGAGAAGUUCCUAGGUAUCCCUCCUCUAUAUGCCCAUCACAUCCCAACACACAGGAUGUUGUUUGGGAAAUGGUAAAGCAAGUUAUUGAUUUUCACUCUGAUAACUCAGAUCUCGAAUAUCUUCAUAUUGGAGCUGAUGAGGUUUGGCAUUUAGGUUUAUGUGAAUUGUGUGCACAAAGAUGCGGAAGCACAGCUGAUGGCCGAGCCCAACUAUUUGUAGAUCAUGUAUUGUCAAUUGCAAGGCGCAUUAAGGAGUCCUAUUCCAAACUGAAGCUUAUUAUGUGGGAUGACAUGUUACGCAGUGUUCCAGUCUCGGUCCUUAAAAAUUUUGGCCUCGGUCAGUAUGUAGAACCAAUGGUGUGGCUGUAUUUUGCGGGUGAUGGCUUCACUCUUCCAGAGGGUAUGUGGGAUAGAUACAGUUCAGUAUUUUCUUCAGUAUGGAUAGCAUCUGCAUUUAAAGGUGCCACGGGAAGCUGUCAGCAGUUACCUGUUUUGCCUCAUCAUGUGUCUAAUCAUGAGCAAUGGCUCAAAGAGCUCCCCAUUAUUGCCUCAAAAUUUGAUAAUUAUCGAGGGAUAGCUCUCACUGGAUGGUCCAGGUAUGAUCAUUUUGCAACUCUCUGUGAGAUGCUGCCAGUAUCGCUUCCAUCUCUUGCUCUGUGCCUCCGUGUUUGGAUCAAAAAUGGAUUUUCAGUUGAAGAUGUUCAGCAUGUUGCUAGAACUUUAGGAUUUUCAAAUUCUUCUUUGCUAGGAAUGGAAUUGUUUCCCAGGCCUAAGCCGAUUCCAGAAGACCUUUCUUUCCCUGGCUGGAAAGCAUUGUCUAGUAUGGAAGUGUUUUGUAACUUGGAACAUCAAAGCAGAAUACACCUUGAUAGCAGUCAAAUAAAAACUUGGCUGAACCCUUGGCAAGUUAAAAACAGCUUUGGUAACCCAAUGCACGUGGAAACCUUUAUUCCACCAUUAACUCAAUUGCUUCUUGAACUUGGAAACGUUGAGAGAUUUUUGCGAGAAAGUUUGGAACCUCUUGUUUUUUCUGAAGCUAUAGAAGAAUGGGUUGCAACAUGGAUAGAUCCUUUGAGAGAACAAGUUCAAAAGCUCCUUGAUGAUGCUCGUGCUCAGAUCAAGACAGAAGAUGUUUUCCCCCUGGUACACCUCUACUUGCCCCACCUCAGCAACAUGCAACAAUGGGCUUUCCAUUUGUAAUACACUCCAUUGUUGAUCUGAUUCUUGCCGCAGUCCUUCACUUUACUCUUUGCUUUCACAUCUUUGCUCUUCCUUUAACUACCUGUAUCACUCCAGCCACCAAUCAUGCACUUGCCUAUUUCC
This is a messenger RNA of Thrips palmi, 1831 nucleotides long. Its product is annotated as hexosaminidase D-like. The transcript is spliced from 12 exons. The coding region runs from base 182 to 1708 and encodes 508 amino acids. The record is from RefSeq and is a predicted model, not a curated record. NCBI's taxonomy places the organism in Eukaryota, Metazoa, Arthropoda, Insecta, Thysanoptera, Thripidae. Gene Ontology annotation, molecular function: hexosaminidase activity. Gene Ontology annotation, biological process: carbohydrate metabolic process.